Messenger RNA from Aspergillus ibericus CBS 121593, 2709 nucleotides. Its product is annotated as argonaute/piwi family protein. Gene Ontology annotation, molecular function: protein binding; RNA binding. The transcript is spliced from 3 exons. Lineage: Eukaryota; Fungi; Ascomycota; Eurotiomycetes; Eurotiales; Aspergillaceae. The record is from RefSeq and is a predicted model, not a curated record. Bases 1 to 2709 code for a protein of 902 amino acids.
AUGAGAACAUGUCAGCGACCCGGCAACGGCACUCUGGGUCGCCAUAUCAGCCUGCACACGAAUUACUUUGAGCUGAAGUUUCAUCCGGACUUACUUCUGUACUGGUAUGAAGUGCGCAUCACGCAUGCAAACCAAGAUACCCUUGAGAUUGUGGGCAGACAAGUAGCGACCCAGGUCAUCCUCCGUCUAUUGAGGACCGAACUUGCUGUAUACCAGAGGGGUAUUGCCUCUGACGGAUACAAGAACCUGAUCACACGUUGCGAGUUACCUCUCCAUGACGCCCCUUAUCUUGUUGACUACCAGCAGCAUUGCUACCAAGUCAUGGUGGUGCCAGCGGGCGUCCUGCAAUUCUCUCAGAUAUACCAGCUGCUAAAAGAACCCGCUGAAAAUCGACAUCAUCCUCUAACAGAGGCACAUAUCCAUGCCUUGAACAUCAUCCUGGGACAUCAACCCAAGUUCUCGCCCGAUAUCAAAGUCUCCGGGGCAGGAACCUACCUUGACCUCGACUCACGCAUGAGCCUGGGAUCCGGGUUACAUAUGCUGCGCGGACUCUUUCUCGUUGCCCGUGAGGCACAAGGGCGACUGUUCGUCAAUGCAGCCCCCAAGAUCGCAAUCUGUUACGACGACGUUCCUCUCGACAGACUCAUCCUGGCGUACAUGCGUCAGAAUGGCUCCGACAUGCACAAAAUCGCGGGACUGGUUCAUAAUCUCCGCGUUCAAGUGACGCACCUUGGCAUGAGGAAACGCGCAGGCAGUUUUGUCCCACGGGUCAAAACGAUCUGUGGUUUGGCCGCCCCCGGAGAUGGGAAUGGGCUGGUAUUCCCACCCAGAAUACCGUGGCUCGGGGCUGGGGCCAGAGAUGUCCAGUUCUUCCGCGAGCCGCGGUCUCCGGCCCACGAGGUUGACAGUGGGAUUGUUCUGGGAAGCCGGAAGAGAAAGCGGCCCUUGUCAGAAGGAUAUGUUACCAUCAUGGAGUACUUCCAGUCAGUCUACAACAUCGCCAUCGAUGAUUCUUGGCUCCCGGUAGUCAAUGUCGGAACCGUUGCGAAUCCUUCGUAUCUGCCUGCUCAGGUUUGUCGGGUGCUCCCGGGUCAGUCCGUACCUGCAGCCAUCGGUGCCGCUCAGUUUCAACAGGGCACUCGCGGUGGCCCAGACCGUCGACGGCCAAAAGCCACGCCCGCUUCCCGAUUUGCCUCGAUGGAGACUGAGCUGUCAAGCGUCUUGGGUCUCUCCAGGACUGGCGGGGCGACUUUGACCUCCUUUGGUGUUACCCUUGUUCCAGGUAUGGCAAAAGUAUCCGGCCGCGUUCUGGACCCCCCUUCUAUCGAGUAUCGCCAAGGACGACAAGCUGCCGUCCAAGGAGGCGGAUGGAACUUGCGUGGGAUGAGGUUCGCAAAGAGCACAUGUAUUUCCCGGUGGACAUACUUGUGGGUUUCCAUGGGCCGUCAGUCGCAUCAACCGCGUCCGGACAAAUACCGCAUAGAGGAAGCUAUCCAGAAAUUUUGCACCCGUAUGAAGAUGCUUGGGAUCAAUAUCCCCGAUGCUCGUCGGCCGGGUAUGAAAGUAUCUCUAACGGAUAGCUCUGUAACCAUGGAAGGUGUCCCUGACAGUCUAGCUCAUGCUCUUGACAGUAUCGAUGGUGCAUCGUUAUCAUUUCUUCUGAUCAUCCUUCCGCAAGCGGCCGAGAGGCUCUAUAGCCGAAUCAAAUAUCUCUGUGACGUCAAAAGAGGCAUUCGGAACGUCUGCGUCAUUGAAGAUAAAUUUCUUCGUUCCAAUGACCAGUUCCUGUCCAAUGUGGCCCUUAAGCUCAAUCUGAAGCUGGGGGGUAUCAACCAGACGUUGCCUGACCACAGCCUCGGCAUCAUAGGAAACGGGAAGACCAUGGUCGUUGGAGUGGACGUGACGCAUCCGACAUCCGGAAGCCUUCCUGCACGGGCUCCCAGCGUAGCGGCCAUGGUAGCCUCAGUGGACCGCUUUCUGGCGCAAUGGCCGGCGGAGCUGUGUAUCCAACCCGCUCGCCAGGAGCUAGUCACCCAGAUUGACGCAUUACUCACGUCCAGGUUGCACGUGUGGCGCAGGUUUAACCGGGGACAACUUCCCGAAAACAUCCUCAUCUACCGAGACGGGGUUUCGGAUACUCAAUAUGGAAGCGUCCUCAGUGUGGAGCUCCCUCGGCUGCGCGAAGCAUGCAAUGAUCUCUACGGUAGUAUGGGUCAACCCGAGCCUCGGAUUUCCAUCGUGGUCGUGGGCAAGCGACAUCAUACCCGGUUCUUCACAGCUCCUCGGCCAGGGCAGCGACAUGGCGGUCCUCAACAUACCAAUCCUCCUAAUGGCACGGUCGUGGAUCAAGGUCCUGCCAACAGCAGCAAGGUCUGGGACUUUUACUUGCAGUCCCACACGGCGAGUCGGGGCAUCGCUCGCCCUGGUCAUUACGUGGUGUUACUCGAUGAGAUCUUCCAGCCUCCGCAGUCCAAGGCGCACCCCAACCCGGCCAAUGCCAUCCAGGCCUUGACCCACAACAUCUGCUACAUCUCGGGUCGAGCGAUGAGAGCGUCCAGCGUCUGCCCCCCGGUGGUCUACGCGGACCUGGCGUGCUUCCGCGCCCGGUUCUAUGUGGAGGAGAUGCUGUGUCAGCCAUCCCGAGGAGAUACAUACCCGUUGGAAUUGUCGUUGCACGAAAACGUCAAAGACACGAUGUUCUAUAUCUAA